AUGCUCCUGAGCUCCUCCUACAACUUCAGCCUGAAAGAGAACCAGAAUCCGGGGGUCACUGUGGGGCAGGUCCUCGCCUCCGCAGGAAGUGACCUGUACGAGGUUUCCUACGAACUGAGAACACACAAAGACCUGUUCUCCAUCAACGGCAGUGGUACCAUCUUUACCACAAAACAGCUGGACAGGGAGGAGCAGGAGUGGUACAUCCUGGAAGUGGAGGCUGUGGACACGUGGAUGCCUCCCACAUCAGCAGUGGCUCUGGUCAGAAUUCAGGUGGAGGACGUAAACGAGCCGCCAGAGUUCUCCUCGGACGAUUAUGAAGCCUCUGUGUUCAGCAUCUCUCCGUACAAAACCCCAGUCAUCCAAGUGAAGGCCUCGGACCCUGAUGUUGGAGACAGCAGUCGUCUGGUCUACAGUUUGCCAGCAGGAAACUCCUUCUUUGAACUGGAGUCGUCUUCAGGUUUGCUGUUUUUGGUGUCGGCAGCAGGUCUGGGUGGAAUAAACGUCACAAUGAAGGUGAAGGCCACAGAUCCUCAUGGACUUUCUGCUACCAGCAGAGUGAAGGUUGUGGUUCAGGGCAGCAGCGACGUGACGUUCAUCUCUCUGAAUAAGCCGGUAAACAUUGUGGAGGAAAAGAUUCCAGAGCUGGAGGAGGCUUUAGGUAAAACUCUGGGCUGGACGGUGAACAUAACCCAGGUGUGGAGCUCUGAUGGAGAAGAAAGCCGAAUGCUGAGGGCGUCGGUCAAGACUCUGGUCAGCUUAGUCGCUUUUGAUGACGAUGGAGCUGUUGAACCUCAGGAAGUCGCAAAGAAACUGCAGAGCGAGUCUGAAGAGGUGAGAGCGGCGCUGGCCAAGGUGUUGGGAAACGAUGUUCAGUUUGAAGUGGAGACGGAAAAAGAGCCUCCAGGCUCCAGCUCAGACCCAACUGUACUCAUCGUUCUGGGGGUUUUGCUUGGCCUGGUUUCAGUGGUUCUGGUUCUGACUCUUUCUGUAUUUAAAAGGUGA
Molecule: messenger RNA, 1005 nt
Organism: Gambusia affinis (western mosquitofish)
Lineage: Eukaryota; Metazoa; Chordata; Actinopteri; Cyprinodontiformes; Poeciliidae
Product: cadherin-23-like
Exons: 6
Coding region: 1-1005 (334 amino acids)
Biological process (GO): homophilic cell-cell adhesion
Cellular component (GO): cell-cell junction; membrane
Molecular function (GO): calcium ion binding
Source: RefSeq, a predicted model, not a curated record